Molecule: messenger RNA, 1839 nt
Organism: Gaeumannomyces tritici R3-111a-1
Lineage: Eukaryota; Fungi; Ascomycota; Sordariomycetes; Magnaporthales; Magnaporthaceae
Product: endoplasmic reticulum mannosyl-oligosaccharide 1,2-alpha-mannosidase
Exons: 2
Coding region: 1-1839 (612 amino acids)
Biological process (GO): carbohydrate metabolic process; N-glycan processing
Cellular component (GO): endoplasmic reticulum; Golgi membrane
Molecular function (GO): mannosyl-oligosaccharide 1,2-alpha-mannosidase activity; calcium ion binding
Source: RefSeq, a predicted model, not a curated record
AUGUCGAUUGCUUCGCUCAACGCGCUGAAGCGCAGGGCGCUGCCCCUGCUCUUCGUCCUCGUCUUCUUUGCGUUCCUCCUACACCACAACCGACCGAGGCUGCCACGCACCAGCUCGUGGCAGGUAACUCCCAGCAGUAGCAGCAGCAGCAGCCGGUCCCGUGCUGGCGGAGGCCAAUUCAGCUGGGCCAACGUCCCGCUUCACUACCCCGUGCCACCCGAGUCGAUGCGUCGGCUGCCUGACACGACUGGCCGCCAAAUGCCGCGUAUCCAGCACGUCUUUUCCAAGGAGACAGCCGCCGACCGAAAGGUCCGUCUGGAAAGGCUCGCUCUCGUCAAGAGCAACUUCACCCACGCCUGGAAUGGCUACAAACUGCAUGCCUGGAUGAGUGACGAGGUCCGCCCUAUCUCGGGCGGUGCCCACAACCCCUUUGGCGGCUGGGCUGCCACCUUGGUAGAUGCGCUCGACACACUCUGGAUCAUGGGCAUGAAGUCCGAGUUCGACGAGGCCGUGCGUGCUAUUGACCAGAUCGACUUCAGCUCCAGCACCCUCGAAGAGAUCAAUGUUUUCGAGACCACGAUCCGCUACAUGGGCGGCUUCCUCGCUGCCUACGACAUUAGCGGCGGGCGGUCCCCCUCGCUGCUGCGCAAGGCCAUCGAGCUGGGCGACAUGCUCUACAUCGCCUUCGACACGCCUAACCAUUUGCCCAUCACCCGCUGGAGGCUCAACGAACUGAAGCAGGCCCGGACCGGGGGGAGUGGCCCGGCCCAGGUUGCUCCUCCGGGUCUUCUGGUAGCCGAGAUCGGUUCCUUGACUCUCGAGUUUACACGCCUAAGCCAGCUCUCGGGCGACCCCAAAUACUUUGAUGCCGUCCAGCGCGUCAUGGAGGUCUUUGCGGACGAACAAGACAAGACUCAUCUGCCCGGACUGUGGCCUGUGGUUGUAAACGCCGAAAAGCCCGACUUCACUGGCGAUGGGUGGUUUACAAUUGGCGGUAUGGCCGACAGCACAUAUGAGUAUCUUCCAAAGCAAUACCUCCUUCUCAAUGGCGGUUCCCUGAUGUACCGCGAUCUCUACGUCAAGGCCAUCGCUGCCAUGAAGCGCAACAUCUUCUUCCGCCCGCGCACUAAGAGCUCGUCCCAGAUGUUGAUGCCCGGCGAUGCCCGGGCUGACGGCUCGAGACACUGGUCGAAGGUUGAGCAGGAAUCGGUAGUCCAGCACUUGGGCUGUUUCGCCGGCGGCAUGGUGGGCCUCGCCGCUCGCGCCCUCGACCUCCCCGGCGACAUAGACGUAGCCAGACAGCUGGUUGAGGGCUGCCUGUGGUCCUACGAGACAGCACCAUCAGGUUUCAUGCCCGAGGUUAUGCACGUUACGCGCUGCCCCCGCAACGGCCCCUGUGCGUGGGACGAGACCGAAUGGCACACGGGUAUCAAGGAGCGUGCUAAAGCGGCACCUGGUGCUAACGUCGCCGAGACCAUUCGUCAGCAGCGUUUGUCGCCAGGAGUAGUGAGCGUGGAUGAUCGCCGCUACAUCCUACGUCCCGAGGCGAUCGAGAGCAUCUUCAUUCUCUACCGCCUAACGGGCGAACAGGCGUUGGCUGACAGGGGAUGGUCCAUGUUUGAGAACAUUGUGCAACAGACACAGACCGAUGUUGCUCACGCGGCGUUGGCAGACUGCACCGCCCCCGAGCCGUCGUCGACCCGCACCGACAGCAUGGAGAGCUUCUGGCUCGCAGAGACGCUCAAGUAUUUCUAUCUUUUGUACUCGACCCCCGAUGUCGUCAGUCUAGACGAGUACGUCCUGAACACCGAGGCGCACCCUCUGCGGAGGCCUUUGUGA